Molecule: messenger RNA, 1188 nt
Organism: Dicentrarchus labrax (European seabass)
Lineage: Eukaryota; Metazoa; Chordata; Actinopteri; Moronidae
Gene: c1d
Product: C1D nuclear receptor corepressor
Exons: 5
Coding region: 100-567 (155 amino acids)
Biological process (GO): regulation of gene expression; maturation of 5.8S rRNA
Cellular component (GO): exosome (RNase complex); nucleolus
Molecular function (GO): DNA binding; RNA binding
Source: RefSeq, a predicted model, not a curated record
AAGAAGAAGAAGAAGAAGAAGAAGAAGAAGAAGAAGAAGAGUGUUGUUUUCAUACGUCACUUCCUGUUGGCUGAAGCGUGUUUCGUGCUGAAAAGGAAAAUGGCAGCGGACAGCAGGACUGAGGACUACCCUCAUGAGAUCGACGAACAGCUCACAGGCUUCGACUCCUCCGUUUCUUCUGUAAAAACCAUGUUGGAGAAGUUGAUGUCGAUGCCCAGGAAUGAGCUGCUUCAAAAGCUGGACCCUUUGGAUCAAGCCAAGCUGGAUCUGAUGUCUGCCUACACCCUUAAUUCAUUAUUCUGGAUGUACUUAGUUGCACAAGGAGUAAAUCCCAGAGAACAUGGAAUCAAACAGGAAUUGGAGCGAAUAAGGAUGUACAUGAAUAAAGUGAGAGAGAUCACAGACAAGAAGAAAGCUGCCCGUCUGGAUAAGGGAGCUGCUGCACGCUUCGUCAGGAGUGCUCUCUAUGAACCAGAUGAAAGAGAUUCUAAAAAGAAAACAGCUUCCAAGAAAGCCGCAGAUACAACGCCUGGCACCCCGCGGGCAAAGCGUCCAAAACAGAGCUGAAGUAAAUGAGGAGCUGUACAGUCUCCACUUUUUAUGGGGCAACAAACAUUUUUGCUCACUAGGCAACAAAGCAAAUUGUGAAUGUGUUACCGGGCAUCGUACUGGACAACAUGAGACAUCAAAAUACACAUUGAUGUUUGUUUGGGUUGCUCAACAGUCAAAUAGAAGAUCAGAUUCUUGCUGACUGUUGCCCUGCAGCAGUACUAGAAACACAAGACCAACUACAACCUACGUCACACCAUCCCAGGUUUUGCUGAACAUAUUUCUGAUGCUGGCAACUGAAUUUGAUAGAUUCAAUGCUGUAGCAUUUUUGUAAUUAGUGCGCAAAUCUACGGGGUUCUAUAACCAAGAAAAAUUUUUUUUUAUUUAGAAAAGUUAGUAAAAUAUGAAUUAGGUCCACCCAGGAAUUGAAAUAUGUCAUUUAAGAUUAUAUCGUUCCUUUUUUUUAGAUAAAUGAGAAAUGUUUCUCUGUAUUUUUAAAAGGGGAUUCUGUGAAUCAUAAGUCAAUUUGGUUUGCAGUUUUUUUUACACAGGUGCCAUGUGUCAAACGUAUUGAUAAAAGGUUUGUGGUGAUGUAUUGCUUCUACGAUUGACUUCUGCAUAAAUAAUCACCAGACAUGA